Molecule: messenger RNA, 2022 nt
Organism: Cyphellophora attinorum
Lineage: Eukaryota; Fungi; Ascomycota; Eurotiomycetes; Chaetothyriales; Cyphellophoraceae
Exons: 2
Coding region: 1-2022 (673 amino acids)
Source: RefSeq, a predicted model, not a curated record
AUGUCUGACACGAGUCUCCAUCCGAGGAUCUCAAGGAGUGAGACCUCAUCGCCAUCUCGAUCAUCCCUCAGGGACAAGUCGGGGGUGGCGAAAGCCAAGCUUCCCUGGCACGAACGACAAUGGCAGCGUCUCAGCCGCCUCGGCACCGAUACCUGGGUGGUCGAAUCUUGCGCACUCUCCGUGUCUGUCCUGUCCGCAAUUGCAAUCGGCGUGGUGCUUUGGCUCUACAAUGGCGAACCAGUUCCUCACUUGCCGCAUGGCGUGACGCUGAACGCGAUUGUGUCCGUCCUAGCUAACAUCUCGAAGUCAAAUCUCUUGCUCGUCCUCGGGAGCGCAAUCAGUCAACUCAAGUGGGUCUGGUAUCAACGCGGCCGGCCUUUGGUCGAUGCUGAAGUCUUCGAGGAGGCCGCACGAGGCCCGUGGGGGUCGCUGAAGAUGUUGUUCAGACAUGGCGUCACCACCAUAGCCUCGAUCGGGGCUGCCGUGUUAGUACUCCUCACAGCCUUCGAGCCGUCCAUCCAGCAGGUCUUGACGUACCCAAAUUGGAGUACUUCUGUCAAUUCCACCCAAGCCAUUGCCAACCAGACAAAGACGCUGCUGUCCGAUGACAUGGACAAAGCGAUCAGCGAAGCGGUUGGUGCUGGAAUGUAUGGCGGGGACUUCACACAAAAGCCUUUCUGCCCAGCCUCGAACUGUACCUGGGACCCUUUUCCGUCGCUUGGUUUGUGCAGCUCCUGUGGUCCCCCGGAAGUUGCUCCUAUUCUCGAAGGCUGCGACCUUAGCAUCGACUGGUCAAGCGGUUCGCCAUAUUCCACCACGUGUAAUGUCAGCUAUUCCGACUACAAUGUUUCGAGCCAGAUCACGGUCGCCGUUUACAAGACAAUAGAGACAUCACCGGCCUAUUCCAAUUCAACGGAGAGAACGAUCACAUACCAAAUGUCUGCGCCAGACUUGGUUGUCACAGAGCUCUUCCCAAUAUGGAAUCAGAACGGCAUUCUCAUACCAUCGAACCGAACAAUCCUGGGGAUUUCUAAUCCGCUAGUGGCGAUCGGCUCUGUGGCUGUCUCAGUGGACCUCGACGAGUUCAAGAUUGAUAAGGCUCAGACAUGUGUGCUCAGCUUUUGCCUGCAGGAUCACCAUGUCAAUGUCACAAACGGCUUUACGUCCGUCGAAACGAUGAAUACCACCUUUGGCAACGUUUUCCACCCACCUGACUCCCUUGACGCCAACUUCACGGUUCUCUUCACGGGUGCGUUGACAGGGGAGACGGAUGACAGGGAGUCGUGGUGGUGCUGGUCGCCGCAUGACAAUGUUUUCGAGGACCCCGGUGUGACAUCUACUGGAAACGGGAGUGUGGCGGACGGCCUUAACGAGCUCUCGGAGACGUGGUCUCGAGUUGUAGUCGCUGACGAGGAUCAUUUCGCCUUCUGCUCGAAUACGUGGUUCCGGAAAUGGGGCCAUAUAGUUGUGGUCUCUUCGUCGUCUGAUGGCGCACAGCAAAUGCACAGCAUGGGUGCCGAGGAAGUCCUGAAGAACAUCGCCGCAUCCAUCACGUUGCUGGGAAGCAGUCGAAGUCCGCACACCAUCACGGGAGCGACCGUGAACGUACUGCCGCACGUACAUGUCAUGUGGGAGUGGCUCAUUCUUCCAGGAUGCCUGAUUGUAGCAGGGACUGCAUUCUUCGUUGCAACUGUGUUGAUCAGCCGGAAGCGCAAUGCUCGACUGUGGAAGAACUCGAUAUUGGCCGCUUUCUUCCAUGGUCUGGACGAUCGUACCACAAUGAACGCGCCCAUGGGCGAGAGUGUGACGGAAAUGGGCAAGGUCGCAGAAGUUGCGGUCGUGCGCUUGGAGGAGCACAAUAGGGAAGGAAGGACUGUACUGGUCAACGCGGAGCAGCGCAGCAGUAUGCGGCAAAGAUUUGCGCAGGCUGCGGCCAUCAACCCUGAUGAGGCGGUUUCGCCGCAAGCUGCACGUCUCAUUGCCAGGGAUGCGUCCAGCAUGAGGCAGCCGCGCACCUGGUGA